CGUAUAUAAAUAAAUAAAAAUGUUUCUGCAAUAAUAUCUAUAUAAAAGCAACACAUUUAGUUUAAACGCAGUGUCUAUAUUGUAUGUAAGAAAUACAUAAAAAAUUUAAAUUUGAAAUAUUAUUCUGUUUAAUAAUCAUUUGUAUGACGAAUUGUCUCUAGAAACUCAAAAACCAUGUCAAGAGAGGAUGUAAGAGAACAAGUGUUAGAACUUAUGUCCAGAAAGGACAAAAUUGAGGCAGAAAUUAAAGACUUAACAUGUAUAUUGACACAAAAUGGAGUAGGCAUGAAUGAACCCUUAGUUGAUAGUCAAGGUUUUCCAAAAAGUUCUAUAGAUGUUUAUCAAGUCAGACAUGCCAGACACAGAAUUAUCUGUCUACAGAAUGAUCACAAAAGCCUUAUGAAGCAAAUAGAAAAUGGUUUACAUGGGUAUUACAGCGCAACAUCUUUAGAUUCCAACUUAAACAAUGCUGUUGCUAUGGAAACUGACCCGAGCAAUGCAGUAGUCCAUACUGAACCUUUUGCUAAGGUUACUAUCGUUAGUGAUAAUUCUCCAGCUUAUUUUGCUGGGAUAGAUGUAGGUGAUCUAAUAGUUGAGUUUGGUUCAAUAAAUAAAACAAAUUUCAAAGUUAUCACUGAUAUAGGUACCUUAGUGCAACAUACUGAAGGAAAUCUCUUGAAUGUUAAAGUUAAAAGGGGAGACAGGUUUUUCACACUUCAGUUAAUACCUAAGAAAUGGAUAGGAAGAGGAUUGUUAGGAUGUAAUAUUGUUAGUUUGUAGUUUUUGAUGUAUGAUAAAGAUCUUUUUAUUUAAA
This is a messenger RNA of Diabrotica balteata, 814 nucleotides long. NCBI's taxonomy places the organism in Eukaryota, Metazoa, Arthropoda, Insecta, Coleoptera, Chrysomelidae. The record is from the annotation of a GenBank genome assembly.